Messenger RNA from Pipistrellus nathusii (Nathusius's pipistrelle), 1200 nucleotides. The record is from the annotation of a GenBank genome assembly. NCBI's taxonomy places the organism in Eukaryota, Metazoa, Chordata, Mammalia, Chiroptera, Vespertilionidae.
AUGAAAAUGUGGCUCUUGGGUUUGGUGUUGUGUGUGGCCCUCGGGACCCUGCAUUCCGAGACGUCUAGAGAGAAGCAGGUGGUUGUGGAUCCUGAAGUGAAUAUGAACGUGAGUGAAAUUAUCUCUUACUGGGGAUAUCCUAGUGAGGAACAUCUAGUGGAGACAGAAGAUGGGUAUAUUCUUGGCCUCCACCGAAUCCCUCACGGGAGGAAGAACCAUUCUGAUGAAGGUCCCAGACCGGUGGUGUUCCUGCAGCACGGCUUGCUGGCCGACUCGAGUAACUGGGUCACAAACCUGCCCAACGGCAGCCUGGGCUUCAUUCUGGCCGACGCUGGCUUUGACGUGUGGAUGGGGAACAGCAGGGGAAACACCUGGUCCCGGAAACACAGGACCCUCUCAGUUUUUCAGGAUGAAUACUGGGCCUUCAGCUACGAUGAGAUGGCAAAUUAUGACUUACCAGCUUCAAUUAACUUCAUUCUGAAUAAAACUGGCCAAGAACAAUUGUAUUAUGUGGGUCAUUCUCAAGGCACUACGAUAGGCUUUAUAGCAUUUUCACGGAUCCCGGAGCUGGCCAAAAAGAUUAAGAUGUUUUUUGCCCUGGGUCCUGUGGCUUCAGUCGAGUUCUCUAGUAGCCCUAUGGCUAAAUUAGGACGGUUUCCAGAUCUUCUCAUUAAGGAUUUAUUUGGGGAGAGAGAAUUUCUCCCCCAGAAUGCAUUUUUGAAGUGGAUGAGUCUGCAUGUCUGCAGUCAUGUCAUUCUGGAGGAGCUCUGUGGAAAUGCCUUUUUCCUUCUGUGUGGAUUUAAUGAGAGAAAUUUAAAUAUGUCUAGAAUAUCUGUGUAUGUGACACAUUCUCCCGCUGGGACUUCCGUGCAAAACAUGAUCCACUGGAGCCAGACUUAUAAGUUGCAAAAGUUCCAAGCCUUUGACUGGGGGAGCAGAGCCAGGAAUUACGUUCAUUACAACCAGACUUACCCUCCUGCUUACCACGUGAAGGACAUGCUUGUGCCCACUGCCAUCUGGAGCGGCGGUCAGGACUGGCUUGCGGACGUCAAGGACGUCAGUGUCUUGCUGACCGAGAUCACCAACCUGGUGUAUGAUGAGUGCAUUCCAGACUGGGAGCACCUGGACUUCAUCUGGGGCUUGGAUGCCCCUUGGCGGCUGUAUGAGAAAAUGAUAAAUCUAAUGAGAAAGUAUCAGUGA